AUGAAAAAGAAAGAAUGGUGGGGAUUCUCAGACGGUUCCAGCUUGGAGUGCAAAUGUGGUGCUGUUCCCCAAACCAUGGAACAUUUGACGUCGUGCCCUGCGUGCCCAACCAACUGCACGCAGGAGGACCUGAUGAAUGCUGCUGACAGUGCAAUUCAUGUGGCUGAAUUUUGGGCCGAUACUAUAACGGUUAAAUCCAAUUUGAUCCCGCUGGGGAUCUCCCUACCC
Molecule: messenger RNA, 228 nt
Organism: Iphiclides podalirius (scarce swallowtail)
Lineage: Eukaryota; Metazoa; Arthropoda; Insecta; Lepidoptera; Papilionidae
Source: the annotation of a GenBank genome assembly